This is a messenger RNA of Salvelinus sp. IW2-2015, 442 nucleotides long. RefSeq names its product phosphatase and actin regulator 3-like. The record is from RefSeq and is a predicted model, not a curated record. The annotation marks the transcript as partial. The transcript is spliced from 2 exons. Lineage: Eukaryota; Metazoa; Chordata; Actinopteri; Salmoniformes; Salmonidae.
CUGUUGAUCUGACGGAAGACACUUUGACAGUGGCGGACCAGAGUGAGGACGGAGGGGAGGAGGACACUUCCCUCUGUGAGCCCUGUGUGGACAGCUUUCUGCUACAGGCUGAGACAGGAGGGGGGCAGGAGACACCUCACCCCAUGGACCCCCCAUGGGACCUCCCACACCCCAACCUGCCCAAACUACUUACCAGGCUGGGCAGCCUAGAGGGUCCUCACCCCUUCCCUAAGUCGGAUCCUAACCUAGAGAGGAAGAAGUCUCCAGCCACUCUACCCAGGAACUUCACGUUGCCCAGGACUACCCAGGGUUCCUUGCUGCGAGGACGGAGCUCCACCCCUACCGGUUCCCCUCACCUGGGGCCGCUGCGACCCCCACCGCCCCCCAGCUGUAUUAUAGAGGAGCUACAUCGGGCCCUGGCCACCAAACACAGACAGCACAG